This is a messenger RNA of Coregonus sp. 'balchen', 2105 nucleotides long. The record is from the annotation of a GenBank genome assembly. Lineage: Eukaryota; Metazoa; Chordata; Actinopteri; Salmoniformes; Salmonidae.
AUGGACGUGUACGGUCAGAUGCCUGCCCCUCAUCAUCAGCACCUGCCACCCCAGGCCCACCAGUACCAGCCCCAGUCUCAGCCUCAGCCCCAGGGGGUCCCCUUCACGGCCGCCCCCCCGAGUAUGCUGCCUGCCCUGGAUGAGAUGGGGGUGAGGGGGGUGGCGAGGAGGGUGAUCACUUUGCCCCCUAUCGUCCAGCGGGUCCCCAGCUUCUCCUCUCGCAGGGGGACUAGAAGGGGAGGAGGAGGGACCAGGGGGUUCCCCAGAAUAUCCAGUCAAUCCAGUGGCAGCUCCAACCGGACCAGCGUUGACGGAGGGGGGGGGGGCGACAGUGGGCAUUACCGUGACACGCUGUGUGAAAACCGCCACCCCUCUCCUCCGCGGCGAGGCAUUCUGCAUAGCUACAGCGAUGAGUCGGACUGGGACAACAGGAGAGGAGGGCCGAGGAGGGAGGGGCGAGGUUCGGCCGGGAGUAGGACGGGUUGGUCCGGGUCAGCACAGCGGUCCUGUAGUCGCGAUGACCUGAUGAAGGAGCUGCAUCGGUCGGCCCCAGCCAGGCAAGACGGGAGCUACUCACCUCCUCCCCUUCUUCAAGGGUCCUUGAGCUCAGAUGAGGAGGACAGCAGGAGAGGGGGAGGAAGGGACGGGACAGGGGGAGGCAAGGGGAAGCUGUGGCCAGAGAAACGCCCCAGCUACUCCUCCAUCGAUAUCCAGAACGACAACAGGAGGAACUACGACCGCUACUCGGUAAGAAACACACACGAGUGCUGAUGUACGACUCCUACCCAUAUACAGUGCAUUCGGAAAGUAUUCAGGCCCCUUGACUUUUUCCAUAUUCUGUUACGUUAAAGCCUUAUUCUAAAUUGGAUUAAAUUAUUAUUUUUCCUCAUCGAUCUUCACAUAAUACCCCAUGAUGACAAAGCAAAAACAGGUUUUUAGAAAAUUUUGCAAAUGUAUAAAGAUAUAAUAAUACAGAAAUAUACAUUUACAUAAGUAUUCAGACCCUUUACUCAGUACUUUGUUGAAGGACCUUUUCUCAUGGUCUGAGAGACCUUUAAGUGCCUUUUGGGAAACUCCAAGCGGGCUGUCAUGUGCCUUUUACUGAGGAGUGGCUUCCAUCUGGCCACUCUACCAUAAAGGCCUGAUUGGUGGAGUGCUGCAGAGAUGGUUGUCCUUCUGGAAGGUUCUCCCAUCUCCACAGAGGAACUCUGGAGCUCUGUCAGAGUGACCAUCGGAUUCUUGGUCACCUCCCUGACCAAGGCCCUUCUCCCCCGAUUGCUCAGUUUGGCCAGCUCUAGGACGAGUCUUGGUGGUUCCAAACUUCUUCCAUUUAAGAAUGAUAGAGGCCACUGUGUUCUUGGGGACCUUCAAUGCUGCAGACAUUUUUUGGUACCCUUCCCCAGAUCUGUGCCUCAACCCAAUCCUGUCUCGGAGCUCUAUGGACAAUUCCUUCGACCUCAUGGCUUGGUUUUUGCUCAGACAUGCACUGCCAACUUUAUAUAGACAGGUGUGUGCCUUUCCAAAUCAUGUCCAAUCAAUUGAAUUUAGCACAGGUGGACUCCAAUCAAGUUGUAGAAACAUCUCAAGGAUGAUCAAUGGAAACCGGAUGCACCUGAGCUCAAUUUCGAGUCUCAUAGCAAAGGGUCUUAAUACUUAUGUAAAUAAGGUAUUUCUGUUCUUAAAAAAAAAGAAAUGUACAAACAUUUCGAAAAACCUUUGUCAUUAUGGGGUAUUAUGUGUAGAUUGAUGAGAAGAAAAAAUUAAUUUUAUAAUAAGGCUGUAACGUUAUAAAAUGUGAAAAAAGGGAAGGGGUCUGAAUACUUUCCGAAUGCUCUGUAACAUUGUGUACUCACACAUACACUACAUUCGGGAUCGUACUGUCCUGGAACGGACAUACUGUACAUGCAGAAUGGUACAGUACACACACACGCAUCCAGACAUUCACAUGCACUCUUUUGACUACACAAAUUACACUAGCGUAAUAAACAGAUUUCGUUACCCUCUCCUCUCCUCUUUCUCUCUCCCCAUCCCUUUCUCUGUUUCCCUCUCCCUGUCUUUUUCUCUUUUUCAGGAUAAGAGCUCUCGUAGUGGUACCAGUGUGGUGA